Messenger RNA from Miscanthus lutarioriparius, 276 nucleotides. NCBI's taxonomy places the organism in Eukaryota, Viridiplantae, Streptophyta, Magnoliopsida, Poales, Poaceae. The record is from the annotation of a GenBank genome assembly.
AUGCAAGAGCCAGUUUCCCUGACCUUUGCGCUGAGGUACAUGAAAACUGACAAGCCGGAAGAGGCUACCACCAUAGAGAUGCAAGAGCCAGUUUCCCUGACCUUUGCGCUGAGGUACAUGAACUCCUUCACAAAGGCAUCUUCACUGUCCGAACAAGUGACUAUCAGCCUGUCAUCCGAGCUACCAGUGGUGGUCGAGUACAAGAUCGCAGAGAUGGGUUACAUUAGAUUUUACCUGGCUCCAAAGAUCGAGGAAGAUGAGGAGACGAAGCCCUGA